This is a messenger RNA of Gambusia affinis (western mosquitofish), 531 nucleotides long. RefSeq names its product gamma-crystallin 2-like. Gene Ontology annotation, molecular function: structural constituent of eye lens. Lineage: Eukaryota; Metazoa; Chordata; Actinopteri; Cyprinodontiformes; Poeciliidae. Gene Ontology annotation, biological process: visual perception; lens development in camera-type eye. The transcript has 2 exons. The annotation marks the transcript as partial. The record is from RefSeq and is a predicted model, not a curated record.
CUUCUGCUCCAUCAGAUCAUCUUCUAUGAGGACAGAAACUUUGGAGGCCAUCAUUAUGAGUGCAUGAGCGACUGUGCUGACCUGCACUCAAUGUUUGACCACUGCCGCUCCAUACGCGUGGAGAGCGGCAUGUUCAUGAUCUACGACCGACCCGGUUUCAUGGGGAACCAGUACUUCAUGAGAACGGGAGAGUAUUCCGACUACAUGGGCAUGACCGGCAUGAAUGACUGUGUCCGGUCAUGCCUCAUGAUCCCCUUUCACAGUGGCAGCUUCAGGAUGCAGCUGUACGAGCACUUCGACAUGGAUGGUGAGAUGAUGGAGCUAACAGAUGACUGCCCAAACCUCAUGGGUCGCUUUCACCUCGCCAACUUCAACUCCUGCAACAUCCUGGACGGCCACUGGCUGGUAUACGAGCAACCCAACUACAGGGGGCGCCACUACUACUUGAGGCCCGGCCAGUAUAAGAGCUUUAGUGAAUGGAAAGGCGCAAACUCCAGGAUUGGCUCCAUCAGACGUCUGAUGGAUCUCUAA